Molecule: messenger RNA, 1077 nt
Organism: Miscanthus lutarioriparius
Lineage: Eukaryota; Viridiplantae; Streptophyta; Magnoliopsida; Poales; Poaceae
Source: the annotation of a GenBank genome assembly
AUGGCCGUGAUUAUUUGCCCAUUAUUGAGAGUUUUGCCAUCUACCGGUGACAAAAUAUUAUAUCACCACACGGUUCAAGCUGCAAUUACUGGACGAGCAAAAUCCACCUUAUCUCCGGCCGCCCCCAAGCUUAGACUUCGCAAGAGAAGAGCAAAAGGAAAGCAUAUUGAUAUAAAGUUCCCUAAAGAGUUUGCAAAAGUGUGUGGAGAACAUGCUAGUUUAUUUAAAAGUGAGAUAACAGUUCUUGUAAGAACUGUACCACUCCAAGUGAAGAAGUGGAGGGACAUGGAUAAGUUUUAUCCUGGUACUACUACAUCUAUUUGGAGAAAACUAAAGCAAAAGUUUCCUGAGCUUUCAGAAGAAGAUAAAGAUUGUGCCAUGAGACAAGUAGAGAGUCAAUAUAAUAAUCGGCGUUACCGUCUACUUCAAGCUUACCGAAACAACAAGCCAAGGCCACAACAUGUCUCACCAGAAGGUUGGCAAUGGUUGAUAAGGAAUUUGUGGACGGAUGAUGAUUUUCAGAAAAGGAGCAACCAAAACUCUAUCAACAGAGGAAAGCAAGAGAUGGGGUCCAAAGUAGGAACUAGAUCAAUUGCUCAAAUCGCUUACGAUCUGCGACACCCAGAAACUGGUGAAUGGCCUACUGCUAUGCAAGUUUGGAAGGCUACAUAUCAAAAGGCUGAUGGGACAUGGUCCAUUCCAACAGGUGAAGAAAUAAUGACCAAACUACAUGAAGCUGCUGGGAUACAUCAAGAAAAGAUUUCUUCUGCGCCCGUGCCAAUAGUGGAGCACUUCGCACUAGUUCUUGGUCGAAAGCCAAACCAUUCACGUGGUGUUGGCAUUCGUGCUGUAAACCGAGUGGCUGAGGAAAGAAUCAGAUUGCAGGUGCAAAUUGAGGCUUCAGAACAGCGUGAAGCUGCAGCUCGAGCAUGUGCAGAUGCUGCUGAGCAACGUGCUGAGGCUGCUGAGCAACGAGCACAAGCUUUGGAAGGCCAAGUUUCCACGGUGGUCGAAACAAAUGCACAACUGCAAGAAGAGCAACAAUCCCAACGUGAUGAGAUGAGUUCUUUGCGUUAA